GAAAAAGCUCACCCGGCUGAAGUACCACCGCUAAGAGAUGGAUGGCGGACGGCCACAGCGUGUUUCGGCUCGGACAUCAAGUGUUCCCAGUACGAGCUCCAAUGUCCUCCCGGAAGCCGCAUCGCCUUAGGUCGUCUUUGGUACGGCCGGAAGACAGGCAUAGAGGUCUGCCUAUUUGGAGUCUCGAAUUGCAACACGACAGCCGCGAGAGUCUGCUGUAACUAUAAUUCAAGAGAUGAGUUUUGGGAAUUUACCGAAGCCAACAGGUCUAGCGUGGUUGAAAGAUGCGAAGGGAAGCAAUCGUGCAAGGACUGGGCGCCUCGCUCAUCGUCGACCCCGUCAUCACAUUACGUCUACAUGACAUACGCAUGUCUUACUGUGUCCAACUCGGUAGGAAUGUGUACACAAACGACACUUACGAGCAACAGUCUCUUUCUGGAGUUCAACCUUUCUCAGGACUACAAACUACCAAGUCUCAUAAACGGCACGAACGACUGUAGUUGUAGAAUCACGACGGAGAAUUGCCAUGCUAAACUAAACAUGACGGUCGUUGAUUUAAGGCUAGAAAAGGCUUUCAACUUGUCCAGCCUUACUUCAUAUUGUUCGCAUUCCUAUUUGCAGGCAGUUAAAUCAAACAAAACACUCCGUUGCUCUGAGCCGUAUAACUCAUCCAGAAUUGAAAGAAUGAAGAGUAUCACAAUACCGUCCAGUAUAGAGAUUAUUUCUCUGAGGAAUUUAUAUCAAAGUGGCAGCAGUGACUCUCCAAGCUUUGUUUUAUUAAGCUUUCAAGCCAUUCCUGAUGGGCCGGUCACUGUGAAAUGUUUCGCACCGGGAAUUAAAGCAUCAAACAAUGACCCUCAAUGUUUAACCACCACAGUCUUUCCUCAGAGUCGGACAACAAUCGCACCACCAUCAGUCACCACGUUGUCAUCAAGUACACACAAAACUACUUCUACAUAUAGCACACCGUCGACUCAAGGUAUCAGACAAACCUCUGGCACCACAACAACAAAUACUGAUUCAGUGGGUCAACGCACGACAGUCUUUGGGCAUUCCACAACGGAUUUUGAGCAUCACAAUACGCAACUAACUAUGAUUCCAUCCAAAAUCGCACCGUCUGCUGCAAUAUCUUCUUCACCAUUUUCAUCUCCAGCAAUUACUCCAUCAUCACCUAUAUCACCAAAAUCAUCACUAACAACGCCGUCCAAUAUUUUCACGUCAGAUAUCACCAUGACCGGUAUUCCACAUACAUAUUCUAAACCACAUAUAGAACAAACAUCAGACAGUGCCUUGACAAAUACUUCAACAAUACAAACAUUUACCAGUGCGAUUCCAAGUUUCACUGCAAGAGUUAGCGAUAAGGACAAUUCUCUUAAAAUAAUUUUAUCCACAAACACACUGCAGACAUCAACUAGUUCUGCCUCAUCUGAUAUGUCUUCUGAAAGUAGGUCGACGCACUUUGUUUCAACAAACGGAGCAGAUGAAACAACGACUAUUGUUACGAAAGAUACCAAUGGAGGAAACAAGGAGGGACUUAUUAUUGGAAUAACCGUCGCUGUGGUUUUAAUCAUCCUUAUUCUUGUUGCUAUCGCAAUGUUGUGUCUAUGUGUCAGAAUCAAAAGAAAAGAGGCUGUACGUAGAGAUUCCAUCAGAAAUACGAACAUAUUUUACUCUUUUCCACAAGAUCUGGAAGACACAGAAAGUAUACAGUCUAGCAAUGCAGUGUCCACUCCGAGAGAAGCAACAAUGUUUCCCGCGGAUUUGUUUCAGCCAGAUCCGGGAACAAACAAAGCGCCUAAAGAGAGUACUGUAGGUCGUCUGCAGUUUGAAAGCUACACAAAGGAACAUGUAACCAAGGACCUAGGUAUUUACUCAGAAAGUAAUGGUGAGUUUUCAAGAAUGCCGAACGACAGUUUUGCAAGUGAGACAAGUGAGGAGACUAUUGCUUUUGACAACGAAACAGUGCACAUAAUGCCUGAAAAUGGAGACGUAAAAACAAGCAUGAAUGGAGUGAAGAGCGUUAGCUUUGAUCAGAAUGCUUUAUACGCGAAAGUCAUCAAGGAAGGGAAGACCAAGUUAUAGAAAGUUGGAAAACUAUGGCAAACAAUAUCAGACAAAGCACCGAUGUUACCGGAUCUUCUUAAGAUAUAUAGAUGUUUUAUUAAACAAUGCGUAUUUGUAAACUGUUUUAUGUGUCAGUAAUUUUGGUAAAGUAUUAAAUAUUUA
Mya arenaria is the source of this 2226-nucleotide messenger RNA. Its product is annotated as serine-rich adhesin for platelets-like. The transcript is spliced from 7 exons. Bases 358 to 2082 code for a protein of 574 amino acids. NCBI's taxonomy places the organism in Eukaryota, Metazoa, Mollusca, Bivalvia, Myida, Myidae. The record is from RefSeq and is a predicted model, not a curated record.